AAGUUGCUGUUAAGGAAACUUGCUUGUUCCCCAGCUUGUAGCUUCAAUGCUUAGGUGUAUAAUUGCCGCUGUAAAUACUCAGCGGUUUAAAAUCGCUCUGGAUGAACGUCUGGUAAAUGCGGAAAUGUAGUCUGUAGAAGUGCAUUCUGUCUGCACGUGCACGCGUCUCGAUGCGGCAACGGGAAAGGUGUGAAAUACCAAGUGGGGGACACAGGCUUUCUGAUCAAAACUCAUAUCUGGAGUAUUCAAGUCGAUAUACAUAGCGUGUACUACAGUUUCAAGAAAUUUAGUUUACAUGUACUUUUUAGAUUAGAUUUUUGUAGAGAAAUAGCUGGCCAAACUGCAGAGUAAUAUAAGUUCGCUAACUGGCUAAGUUAGUUACGUUAGUUACACUAGGCCAGGGUAACAUUAGCUAGCUUGCUAACUAGUUACAGUCUCUGGUUUCGACUGAUCGUGGUAAUAUUUUGAAGUUAUUUGUCCAUUUUCACGGAAGUUCAACAAGUAAAAGGAUGACCAAGAGAGGAGUGCCCCAAGCUGCAACAGGAAAGGCAACCCAGCCCAGGACACUUAGGGCCAGGAAAAGGAAACUUGAGACUGCCCCUCCUGGACACAAUGAGACACUGCAGUCUGGAGAGCCACAUGGGUCCUCAGUUUGUGUGCCGACAAGCAGUGGAGUAGGAGAGAGCUCAGCGCUGUUGAGCAAGGAUGUGAAAGCAAGCAAUUCCUGCACAGAGGUUCAAUCCACCUCCGGUGAGGCAAAACCUCUGCAGUUGGACUGUACCACUGCACAGAGGGAGAGGGGGGAGGACUGUACCACUGCAAAGAGGGAAGCUCUCAGGUCUGGAGAGAUGGGCCGGAGGGAGGAGGGUGCUGAAAUUCAGGAGUACCCCUCUGCCACGCCCUCUCACCCUGCCCUGUGUCCACCUGGUUCUCCGCUGCCAGCGAGUGACGGGAGGGAGGUGGGCAGGAGGCCCGGUGCCACAGAUGGUGUGACGGGCGAGGAUGGAGAGAAGGAAAAGCCAACAGAUGGACCUGGUGACCAUCCAAGUGACCAACCUCAUCUAGGAGAGGGGAAGGCGACCGCACCUGACCCAGAGCCUUUACGGUCAGCGCUGGGGGAUCAGUGUGAGGACGGCCCUGCGAAGAAAAAGGUCCGGAAGAGGAUGGGCGUGCGGGGCUUCGGAGAGCGAGAGAGGCGGACUCACUGUGAGGGACAGCUGGGGAGUAGACACCAGAAAAAUGGAGAGAGUGAGAAAGGGAGGGAAAGAGAGCGAAAAGUUGACCAAGAAUAUGAAGAACAUUCUGAUUGUCAUGAAGAAGUCACAUGGAAGAGUCUGGAAAAGCCCACCUCCAGCAUAGCGGCAAAUGGCACCAACCUUGGGACUGCAGAAGGCAUGCCGGACACCGCACUGGGACUGGCUGGCCAGCCAGAAGUGCCCCGCUCAGCCUCUGAUCUCUCUCUCCCAAUUCCCCUGGACAGUGUUUUAGAGGAGGAAGAGCCUUCCCAACCCGAAUUGGAGGGUUCUGACAAAAUUCCAGAGCAGCCAUUUACAGUUGGCAAGACUGUUGCUGGGGAAACCAAGUCCGGCCAUUCUGCGACAUACAGUGAGAAGACGACCGGCGGAGAGGGCACUAGACCCUGUGGCCCAGGAGAGGCCUCUGAGGAGGACGGGCUGGUGGUGUCAGGUGGAGGGAGUAGAGAGUCCCACGUAGAGCUAGGAGGUGCCACUUGUCAGGAGUGGGGAGACGUGAGGAGGUGCACUGGGAGCCCCUGUUCAGUGCAGGCGGAAGACUGUGACCUCAGGGUCACUGCACUUGAGGAGGUGGGACAGGGUCAAGGAAGGUGCGGGACAGGCCGGGUUCAGCAGAGAGAAGCACCGAAAGUCCUGGGGUGCUCCUCCUGUGAGCCAGAGAUCACACUGGGCCUUAACCCUCUGGAGUCCGGGACGCUGCCCGUUCCUUGCGAUGGGGUUGCGCGUGAGCCCUUUGAAGGCAUCCGCCUGUUGGACCCAAGCAGCUUUGUGGCGUCUCAGACCUCAGAUGGCGUGGAAGGGGCGGGGUUCGCUGGUGGAACGGACCUGGCCUCGUGUGGGCCCCAGGGUCCUGGAGAAAAAUCAGGGCCAGUGGCACCUGUGGGGGAGGUGUGUGUGGGGCAGGGAUCAUCCCAGGGUUGUGCUUCACUUUCCCAAGGAGCGCCAGUGACCGAAGACAUCAGGGAGCCUCCAGGGCUGAGGGAGGAGCCACACGGUGACAGGGAGGACGCCAUAGCGACGCACUCGCACGACCCCGCCCGUCUGCUGGAGGAACCACAUGCUCCUGGGCUUACAGGCCCCGGAGCUUCCCCUGAAGAGCGCCGGCACCCCACCGCACACCGUGGGCCUGUGAGCCUGGAGGUGCACCUCAGCCGGGCCAACCACACCGAGACACAGAGGACCUCUGACCAAGCUUCACUUGGAGCUUCAACCGGGAACCGUGAUCAGCACCAGGACAGUGGAGAAACAGGAAGUGGAAGUGGUCACCCAGGUCCUGUGUGUGCCUCAGUGCUGCCACCUGUAUGUGAGGACAAGCCAUUGCACCGGGACACUGAAUUGGUCAGCAGCUUCAACACUCGGCCUUUCACAGCCCUGAGCCCCAAACCCAGCGGUGACCCGGAUCCUGACCCAGAAGCCCCCACCUCUCCGUCUGACUCCCAGCUCAACAACAUUGCACUGAGCGAGAUGGAGGACAGCCCCACCCCGGACGACGCUGACCAACAGGAAGACGCCUCGGACCUGGUCUGCGGCCUCAUCAAGGAGCUGUCCUUCCUCAAUCGCACAGUGAUGGCUGCACACAGGGAACUGGACAACAUUCGCCGUGGCAACAAGGCUCCUAAAGCAGCUCCGUGGCGUUCUUACGGGUCCCGCCGCAGUGAGAUUUAGCCGCCCUGUCUGCCGGGCUUUGUGGGAGAAGCACGCACACAAACACACACACAAACACGCACACACACACACAAACACACACACGCACACACACACACAAACACAAACACACACAAACACGCACACACACAAACACACACACAAACACAAACACGCACACAAACACAAACACGCACACAAACACAUACACACACACACACACAAACACAAACACACACACAAACACAUGCACACAAAUACACACACACACAUAUCACACUGCAGGGAUUAUAAGCAGUGCAGUAAUAUAGGUGCUGUGGUUCCCCUGUAAUGACAGACAGUCGGAAGCACUCCACCCGUGCUCUCUGAUUGGCCCACAGCCUCACUCAUGGCAGGGGGUGGGAAACUAGGGGUACGGGGGGUACGGGGGGGUAAUUGACUCAAAUGUACACACCGAUGGAAGUUGUGCAUGACGUACUUCACCUUUCAGCAUUGCCACUCUAGCUGUCGUAGUAGACCUGUGAUGACUCCCUCUCACACACACACACACACACACACAUACCCUGAAGGUGAACACACUCCCCUGUGCACACACACGUACUGAUGAAUAACGUACAUAGAUACGUGUACACAGACACGCACGCGCACAGACAGUUUUACACUUCUGUUCCUGUUUAAUGUUCCAACAGUCAACCUGAUUUGUUCAGUAGGUAGCUGUAAGCUCUUAAGUGUGUAUCGCUACAAUAAAGCAAGGAAGAAAUGUC
This is a messenger RNA of Anguilla rostrata (American eel), 3661 nucleotides long. RefSeq lists its product as uncharacterized. The record is from RefSeq and is a predicted model, not a curated record. The coding region runs from base 510 to 2918 and encodes 802 amino acids. The transcript has 9 exons. Lineage: Eukaryota; Metazoa; Chordata; Actinopteri; Anguilliformes; Anguillidae.